Molecule: messenger RNA, 2194 nt
Organism: Sitodiplosis mosellana (orange wheat blossom midge)
Lineage: Eukaryota; Metazoa; Arthropoda; Insecta; Diptera; Cecidomyiidae
Product: fructose-bisphosphate aldolase-like
Exons: 5
Coding region: 286-1380 (364 amino acids)
Biological process (GO): glycolytic process; fructose 1,6-bisphosphate metabolic process
Cellular component (GO): cytosol
Molecular function (GO): fructose-bisphosphate aldolase activity
Source: RefSeq, a predicted model, not a curated record
CCGAAGAAUCAACAAUACGACACACUCACAUUGACAAGUGCACACACAAACACACACACACGCUAUUUGUGAUUGAAUGACAAGCUGAACACAAACAAUGACAUGUAUCUGGUUUUCCGUAUUCAUUCGUUUAUAGGGCAGUUUGAAUGUGUGAACGUUGUCUUGAAAGAAAUAUAUUUAGCAUGAUCAUAGCAAUCGAAUAGUAGUCAAUUUUCAGCAGUUUCACUGAACAGAUCGAUUUACUUCUUUUGUGACACUUUUCUUUUAAAACCCAAAACAAUCAAUAUGACAACCUACUUCAACUACCCACCAAAAGCUCUUCAAGAUGAAUUAAAACGCAUUGCUAACGCAAUCGUUGCCCCAGGCAAGGGUAUUUUGGCUGCUGAUGAAUCGGUCGGAACCAUGGGAAAACGUUUGACCGACAUCGGUUGUGAAAACACCGACGAACUUCGUCGUGCAUACCGUGAAUUGUUGUUCACCACCGACGACAAAUUGUCGGAGAACAUCUCUGGUGUGAUCCUUUUCCACGAAACAUUGUACCAAAAGACCGCUGACGGUACACCAUUCGUUACCUUGUUGAAGAAGAAGAAUAUCAUUCCAGGCAUCAAAGUCGAUACCGGCGUCGUUGAUUUGUUCGGAUCAGAAGGAGAAUGCACCACACAAGGUUUGGACAACUUGAACGCUCGUUGCGCACAAUACAAGAAAGACGGUUGUGACUUCGCUAAAUGGCGUUGCGUCUUGAAAAUCGGCAAGAACACACCAAGCUACCAAGCCAUCUUGGAGAAUGCCAACGUGUUGGCACGUUAUGCAUCAAUUUGCCAAGCCAACGGCAUCGUUCCAAUUGUUGAACCAGAAAUCUUGCCAGAUGGUGACCACGAUUUGGACCGCAGCCAAAAAGUCACCGAAACCGUUUUAGCCGCCGUUUACAAAGCAUUGAGCGACCACCAUGUCUACUUGGAGGGUACAUUGUUGAAACCAAACAUGGUUACACCAGGACAAAGCUGUGCCAAACGCGCUACCCCAGCCGAAGUUGGUUUGGCCACCGUUACCGCUUUGCGCCGUACCGUUCCAGCCGCUGUUCCAGGAGUCACAUUCUUGUCGGGCGGUCAAUCUGAGGAAGAAGCUUCAGUCAAUUUGAAUGCUAUCAACCAAGUUCCACUGGGGCGACCAUGGGCAUUGACCUUCUCAUACGGUCGCGCAUUGCAAGCAUCCGUACUCCGUGCAUGGGCUGGCAAAAAAGAGAAUGUUGCCGCCGGUCAACAAGAGUUGCUCAAGCGUGCUAAGGCUAACGGUGAUUCUUCAUUGGGCAAAUACGUUGCUGGUAGCGUAUCGGGUGCUAGCGGCGAUAAAGGAUUGUUCGUUGCAAAUCACGCUUAUUAAAUACAUACAACGCAGUUAUCAUACACCUUGAACUACAUUGUAAACAGAAUUAUUUUCGUGGUGUGAAAAAAAUAGUUCUCUCAUCGAACAACAACAUCAUCAUUUAAAGAAAAAAAAUAUAAUAAUUAUUAUAGAAUUGAUCUUCGAUCCGAUUGCCUCAGACCGAUUUUAGCAUCAUGUGUUUAUACAACUUUUUUUUUAGCUUGGUUCGAUCUUCUCUGUUCGCUCUCUGCAAGUGAUUUGUUUGGUUGGCAUGUGUUCAACAGCUGGUGACAUUUUCGAGUGUUGGCAAGCUGCCGCAUGCAAUUCUCGAAUGAAUCUACAAAAAAAGCAUGAUUUGUUACCAACUCUCAGGACAGAUAAAAACAGAAUCAGGAACCGUGUUUUUUUUUCGUUUCAUUUUUUUUUUCAAAACAAGAUAUAAUUAGUUCUUUCUUUUAUCAUUUUGUAUAACUGUAAGUGUUGUUGUGAUUAGAUUUUUCAAAUGUGAAAAACUGCAAUUAUCAAUGACUUCCGAUGCUAAAUCACCGACCCAAUUAUAAUGUGUAUAGUUUGAGGCGAAACUAUCUUCAUUUAAUCUAUUUAUCAAAAAUAAAUUACAAUUGAACAAAAAAAAAGAAGAGAAAACCAACACCAGCACAAUUUUGUUUCUUUGCAUUGUUUUAAGUUUGUAAUCUCUAUGUUGCUAACACCCCAGUUGAAAGAAAGAAGAUCCAAGGAAAACUCAUCUCAAUGCUUUGAUGAUGAUGAUGAUACCUAAUAAUAUUAUUCAAUAAAGAGAAUUUACCAGUUUAUGUUUAUGUGUUAGACAAAA